AUGAAGUUCACGCUCUCCGAAUGGAUAAUUCUGGCCGUGGUCGGGUCUGUGCACUUUUGUUGCGCCAUUUGCAUAUCGCUGCAAGCGCCUUUUUAUCCCGAAGAAGCUGAGAAGAAAGGAUGUUCGGCUACAGAAUACGGCUUCGUUUUUGGAAGUUUCGAACUGGUAGCAUUCAUAACUUCGCCAGUUUUUGGAAGCCUGAUACAAAAGGUCGGGCUGAAAUAUAUGUUGGUAAUUGGAAUCGUAUUGAACGCUUUGUCGACCAUAGCUUUCGGAUAUUUGACGUACAUCAACGAAAGAAACUUGUUCUUGCUGCUGUCGCUAUUCCUUAGGGUGUUGGAGUCUUUGGGUGCAACAGGCGCAAUGGUGGCCGCGUUCUCGCUAACGGCCGUCUCUUUCCCAGAAUCAGUUGCCAGCACUUUCUCCGCUCUCGAAGUAUGUUAUGGAAUGGGUUAUAUCGUUGGACCAACACUCGGUGCUUUGCUGUUCGAGGUCGGUGGAUUUUCACUGCCGUUUGUGGUCAUGGGCGUCAUCACACUUGGAACGUCGUUCUUGGUGUGUAUUUUAAUGAAACAAGACGUGCCCAGUCCGAACAAGGCUAAAACUAAAGUAACACACCUCAUGAGCGUUCCUACAGUACUCGUAAAUUCAAUCGCAACAGUGAUAACUGCAACAGCUAUGGGAUACUAUUCAGCCACGUUAGAGCCACACAUUCGCGGGUUUGGACUUUCAUCUGUAGACGUCGGAUUCGUGUUCAUCAUCAGCGGUGGAACGUACGCACUGAUAGCGCCAGUCAUCGGAUACGUUUGCGACACCGGAUUGAAUCCCAAAAAAAUUAUGAUCGUUGGAACAAUCCUAACAGUCAUCAGCUACUCCAUAGUCGGACCAGCUCCAUUCGUUCCAUUACAAAAAUCUAUGCUGUUGGUGGUCAUUGGAUUGGUCAUACAAGGAGUGGCGUUAGGCAUGAUCUGCGUACCCACUUUCGUCGAUUCUAUGACCGCUGCCUUCGACAGCGGUUUUCCAAACGACAUACACACUUACGGACUGUUGUCCGGUAUCUGGUCAUCGUCGUUCGCCCUGGGCGCAUUUUUGGGCCCAUCGAUAGCUGGCGUUCUGUACGACUUGGUCGGGUUCGAAAAGGGCACGUACUUUGAGAUUUCGUUACACAUCGUAUUGGGCAUCGCGCUGCUGUUGUUCGUGUGUCUGGACCGGCGGCCGUCCGACAAGUUCGUGGUGAACGGCAUGACCGAGUCAACCGUGGGAUUCGCGGGGCGCGCGGACGUGGCCGACCGGACCAGCGCGGCGCCGGUGCCUGGCGCCGCGCUCAAGUCGCCCGUCUACACCAUCAACGGGCACCACCAAUCGUUCCGGUCCAGCCACCGAUUCGGUUCGACCUACGGCAGCUUCAGCAAUUCGUGCCUGGGCACGUCCCUGUCGUCGAUGCGCAUCAGCAACGAGGCCAGGACCGAGGCCCGGGGCAGCCCGCUGGCCGUCGAAUCCCGAAUCUAGACCGCCGCCCACCACUGUAUUAUAACGACAGCGACGGCGAUGGUGGUGAACUCGAUGACAGCCGUCGUCGUCGUCGUCAUAACACAACGAUAACGAUGCAGAGCAACAACCCCGUCAUCCCCUAGACCCCAUCACCGCCCACACUAUUUACCUUACACAUUAUGAUAACGACGUUAUUAGAUCAGCAGACUUACUACCCCUAUAUAUAUAUAUAUACAUAUAUAUCUGUGAGCGUGUAUUUUCGUUAUAAUACAGCUUGUCGUAAUUCCGCCUGCCCCCUACCCUCCCCACAUCUCCCACAACCGCCAAUUCGCCUAUAUUAAGCCGCCAAUAAUGCAGUGUUGACCGACUGAAAAAUCGUAUCUCACGUCGGCGGUGAUGUAUAUAUAUAUACAUAUUGUCAUCACUGCAUAUCAGUCUAACGGUACACACUAUAAUAUUGUUCGUUUGAGUUUUUACACAUACUAUCAUAACCGUGUGUGUGGUGUAUUUUAUUGAUUUUUAUCCAUGUCUUAUACGCAGAUGAUUUUUAUUUUUCAUCUCUCUCGCUGUCUCUCUGUCUCUCUAUAUUUCUCGCUGUUAAACCCGUCCGUCGUAUACGAAUAUUCGUGCCAAUAAUAAUAAUUAUAUACCUAAUGUACGUUAUUAUUAUUUCAGGUAUCGUUUUAUUCGUAUAUGAUAAUAUAUAUAUAUAUAUAUAUAUUUUAAAGAAAACAGAUAUAUGAUAUUUUUCUUUCGAGUAUUGGUAACAUAUUUUUUUUUAUUAUUAUUAUUCAUGAGCAACCGCCAGUCAUGUUCACACCGCCAAUAAGUAUAUGAUAAUAUCGUAUUGAUAUCAGCUGCGAUGUUUCUUACGUAUAGAAAAUAAUAUAAACACACGUAUCGAUUUCCUAAAUGAGUUUGUUCAGUUUUUUUUUUUUUCUUAAUGUAGAGCUUAAUCUUAUAAUAUUUUUAUCAUUAUACCGAUGAUGAACGUUUACUUGGUGACACGAUUGCCACGACCACAGUCGACGACAAGUAGUGCGUUUUAUUUUUUGUUUAUACUCUACAAAAUACUAUUAUAGCAAUGCGCCACCACAGACACGGGUCAACCUCGUACACGACGAACACUGGUAUAGUAAUGAUAUGUUUAUAUAAUUAACACACGCGUAUAUAUAGAGAUAGUGAUUUUAUUGAUAAAUUAUUAUUAUUAUAUUACUGCGUUUUGACGGGAUUCCCAUAAUAUUAUUAUUAUUUGUAACACGCUAUAUAAGAAUGUAUACGUACGUAGUACUAUUGUAACCAGUUAUUUCAGUGUAUGUAAAUAGUAUAAUAUAAUAUAGAUACAUAAUAA
Molecule: messenger RNA, 2842 nt
Organism: Rhopalosiphum maidis (corn leaf aphid)
Lineage: Eukaryota; Metazoa; Arthropoda; Insecta; Hemiptera; Aphididae
Product: MFS-type transporter SLC18B1-like
Exons: 11
Coding region: 1-1509 (502 amino acids)
Biological process (GO): transmembrane transport
Molecular function (GO): transmembrane transporter activity
Source: RefSeq, a predicted model, not a curated record